Molecule: messenger RNA, 1542 nt
Organism: Symbiodinium sp. CCMP2592
Lineage: Eukaryota; Dinophyceae; Suessiales; Symbiodiniaceae
Source: the annotation of a GenBank genome assembly
AUGCUGUUGGAACUGAUCUCAGAGGAGACGGGAUGCGAGGCCGGAGCUCUUCUCCAAGAUGGCCGAGAACUAUCAAUGUCUGACCCCGUCGGUGGAGAAGGAGUUCUGACACUAAAGCAGGCAGUUCAGGACUGUCGACCUCUGCUGUGCUGCAGGAUCCCUAACUGGAAUCGCUGUGGUCCAAGCUUCGGAGAGGGGGAGACUCACCCAAAGCUCAGCGAUGUCACGGAACCCGUCCAGGCACUAAAGGAGUGGCGGACGUGGGUGACAAGCUUAGACAGAACGGGCACACCUCAUCAGGAGGAGUGUUGGCUGGUCUACACCCACCGGGAAGUCGUUUCCUACGAAGCAGGCAGAGAUGAGCCGUUGAAGCCGUUCGGAUAUUUCCCUCAGGCACCUCUUUGGAAGCUCCCGGCAGGAACAAGGCAGUGGGGAGGUGCCAGAAGUGAUGUCUGGAGUACUUGCCUCGAGUUGCCUGUGAGACAACUAUUGGAUGAGCACGCAGCCUUAACGCUCGACAGGCCAAUACCUCGCCACCAGAUGAUCGUUGAUCCCAACCGGUUUGUUCAGCAGACGCGUGACGGUCCGGUGUGGGUGCCGUGCGAGUUUGAUGUUUCUGCAGAUGGCACCCCAUCAUUGGUGGGUGGUAUGCGGAGUCAUGCGCAUCCACGCCUUGCGCAGCAUGUUGCACGUCCGGUCCUCGCUGCAGCUCUGCCCUUGUUGGCGAAGUUGCGGCGACCGCAGCUUCUCCUGGAUGAUCGGCGGCUUCAAGUUGUUUUUAAGGCACAGCGAAUAAUUGUUCCAGGCAAUGUUGGCGACAAGUCCGAUGCGGAGUACGUGGGUUUGUGGCAUGUUGAUGCAACAACACCGAUGAUUUGGGAUAAGAAUCCCUGCAAGAGCCAGAGUGACAAGUCUGCAGCAGUGCACAACUGUCGUGUUCCCAUUGGUGAGGGCACCCUUCUUGUGUUUUCCAACUAUCAAAUGGCACACCGGGUGCUUCGGAUGAAGAACACCGGUAAAACAGAGGCUUCCCGCGACUUUGUGGCACUCUUUGUCCUUGAUCCGUCUGCGCCGGCCCUCCUGCCCGCAAGAAGCAUUCUGGCAACGCCGCACCUGCUGACACGCACCCUGGCUCCUGCAAAGAUUCCGAUUUCAGGAAUCCAGAAACUGCUGGAGUUUCUUGGGGUCUCGCUUAGCGAUGUCAUGCAGAAGAUGCAGCGCAACCAACUACUUUCGGAACAGUUGAAGCCAUCUGGUCAGUUCGCCAAUGGGGGGGAUGUCUACACGACCGGGAACGGAUGCUUUACAAUGAUCGGCUGGCUGCACAAGUUGCUCGAGCCCAUUGACGAAAGCGGUCGAUUUCUCGACGAAUGGCCAGAGAGAAACCCGAAGGGUUUUGAACGCCGCCUCAAGGCGCUGAAUCUGCCUCCCGAGGGCUCCAACCGCGGUCUCUCCGAGGUUUUGUCGCUGCCUACAGCCAAGCUGCGGCAAAGGCUAAGCAAAGGCAAACGACAAGGAAAAGGAACACACAAAGGCUACUGA